AUGCCUCCCGUCGCACGGUCAGAAGAAGAGGAAGCCGACUUCAUGACACAACUGCUUGCUGAAAGCGAGGGCUCUCAUUCUUCUGCGGAUACUGUAAGAACAUCUCGGACGACGCAAAACUCUCAACCUCCGAGGACACCUCCAAGAUCACGAGAUAUUUUCGCGACUCAUACAUCUCGCAUCUUGGCUACCCCCCAAACACCCGCUAGAACAUACUCUGCUCAAGACGUCGAUGUUGAUCAGCUACUUGCGGGUGCGGAGGACUGGGACUGGGACGAUAUGAACUCUGAUUGCUUAUCUCCGAAGAAAAAUAAGUCGCCAAAGAAAGUGCGGCCGGCAAUUCACGCUCCUCCUAAACAUGACCUUCGAAAGUGCAUACGAUGUAGUGUUAAACAUGUGACCGACAUGUAUGACGAUAGUAGCUAUCAGAAGGACUUGGUGGUCGAGGUUAUACCGGGACACGAAUGUCGGCGUGUUAUCCUACGUGACGGCUGGAUAACUGCGGAUGUACGUCCAGGCGAUAUCGUUAAUAUAAUUGGCGAUUUUUCGGUACCGCUCUUCACUUCUGAUUCCAUGAACAUGCCAUCAAUAUCAAUCAGCUCCAAAUCAAAUUUUUUCAUUCAUCACCCCGACCUACUAAUCACGGCUACCGCGCUCUCGUCGGCUCCUCAGUGUCUGCGCAAGCCACUAAUAUCAAAUCUUGUUCGCGGGUCGGUGGACGUUACCCCCUCACUCGUAUGGGGCACCAUGUUGCAUGAAGUGAUGCAGACUUGCUUAUCUGAAGGUUGUUGGGACGAAAAAUUCGUCGAGGCUAGAAUUACCGAUGAAGUGGGCAGGGGCCUCUCAGAACUGAUGCGAAUCAAUACGAGUGUGGAACAGGCCACAAUAGAAAUGAAAGCGCGCGCGAGAGGCAUCAAGUCGUUCGCUGACAAGUACAUUGCUCAGGAACCAAAGUCUGAUGCGAUCUUAACUAACACGCGUGCUGCACAAGGGCAAACGUCACUGCUCGCCAUAUCCAAACUUCACGACAUCGAAGAAGAUAUCUGGUCCCCGACAUAUGGCAUCAAAGGGAAGAUUGACGCGUCCGUCAAUGCAGUAAUAUCCGAAGUUGAAGAGGGGGUGGGCUUCUUCAAGGGACCUGCAAAGACUACCACUCAAAAUUGGACAAUGCCCUUUGAAAUUAAAACCGGGCGUGCCGGUGCUGGUAUGGAGCACCGUGCACAGACCAUGUUGUACACUUUGCUUAUGGCGGAGCGAUACGGGUCAGAAGUGCCCAGCGGGCUGCUUUACUACACGAGGAGUGAUGAAGUCGUCCGAGUUCCCGCGGCUAGGAAUGAGAUACAUUCUCUGCUUGUGGCUCGUAAUGAGCUGGCUGGCUAUAUGAUGCGACGUAUGGGUAUUCCAAGGCCACUUGACAGAUCGUUACACGACGAAGAUAUUGGGGGCGGAGGCGAUGAUCCCGAGCCGCAUGACAUAGAAUCGUUUUUGCCUCCGACAAUUGACGACUCGUGGCAAUGUGGCAGAUGUUAUGCGCUGGAUACCUGCAUGUUAUAUCGUAAGGCCGCUGAAGAGGUAGUGGACACAACGUCUCCGAUAGCCGACAUUUAUGCACUGAAGACUUCCCAUAUAACUCGGGAACAAGGCGCUUUCUUCAAGAAGUGGGAAGCUUUGAUCGCUCUUGAGGAGCAAGAUCUGAUCCGUUUCAAGAAGGAAUUGUGGACCAUGGGUGCUCGAGAGCGAGAGAUGCAUGGUCGCUGUUUCAGUGACAUGAUCCUCGACGUUUCAUAUUUCCCCGUUCUAGACAGUCGCGAAGCUGCUCAACACGGGGCCAGGAUACACCGUUUUACGUAUCGCUUUACGAAGAGCUCCAAGGUAGAGGUGUCAUUGUUGAAUGGGCAUAUGAGCUUCGGGGACGCCAUAACCGUCUCUGUCGAACCCGACUUGCUUGCGCUGGCCAGAGGUUUCAUCAUUGGGCUCACUCCACAGGAGUUGGUAGUGGGCGUAGACCACGAGCUCGAUCUGCAAGCAAUUUUGGAGCGCAAAGGUGGGCUGUCGUCUGAGGUGAUUUUUCGCAUUGACAAAGACGAGCUCGCUACCGGGAUGGGCCGUAUUCGCGAGAACAUCGCCCACAUGUUUUACGCUGAUGGUGACUCACGCCGCCUUUCGCUGGUUGUGGAUCUGACUCCUCCGCAAUUUGACGAAAUUGGCGAUUUUGACACCGCGACACCGCCUUUGUCAAAGCUGAGCGGCCUGAACUCAAGCCAACGAAUUGCAGUGUCAAAGGUACUGAGUGCUCAAGACUACGCUCUUAUACUAGGAAUGCCAGGAACCGGCAAGACUACUGUCAUUGCAGCUAUAAUCCACGAGCUGGUCAGCAUGGGUAAGACGGUGUUGCUUGCUUCGUAUACACACUCCGCUGUAGACAACGUCUUGCUCAAACUUAAACACACCGCGGAUUUCGGUAUCUUGCGUGUUGGAAAUCUAGACAAGAUUCAUCCAGAUGCUUUCGAGUUUACGUUGGCGAGUAGAAGAGCGGCGACCAAUAUAGAACAGCUCGAGCAGCAAGUAAUGACACCGCCUGUGAUUGCAACAACGUGUCUGUCCCUCGACCAUCCUUUGUUCUCCCGUCGCAAGUUUGACUAUUGCAUAGUGGACGAGGCUUCCCAGAUUACUUUGCCCACAUGUCUUGGGCCUCUGCGCUUUGCAGACAAGUUCGUCCUCGUCGGCGACCACUUCCAACUACCGCCAUUGGUACGAAAUCGCGCGGCGCGGAGGGGGGGACUCGAUAUCUCGCUCUUCAGGCGUCUCUCGGAUGCGCAUCCGCAUGCAGUCGUAGAUCUCACAGAGCAAUAUAGAAUGAACGAAGACAUCAUGCUGCUCUCCAACAAGCUCAUCUAUAGCGGUCGGCUGCACUGUGGCUCGGAUGAAGUAGCGAAGCGCACCCUGACCCUGCCCAAUCGUGCCUUCCUUCAGAGCCUCCAUGCAACUCGUCAAUCUAGGUGCAAAGUGGUUUUCGUCGAUACAGAUGCCGUUCCCGCACACGACUCCCCCGUCGGCGAUCUUGUCGAGAAUCGCAUUGAGGCCCAACUAUUGCAUCAGGUCGCCGAGUCCCUCAUUCGUAGCGGCGUCCGGCAGGACCAGAUCGGCGUGCUCUCGCUCUACCGGCAACAAAUCAAGCUUCUGUCUUAUUACUUGCAGGACAGGAAAGAGGUUGAGGUUCUGACUGCAGACCGUAGUCAAGGUCGCGACAAGGACUGCAUUCUGAUCUCGAUGGUGCGGUCCAAUGCCGAAGGCCAGGUAGGCGAUCUGGUAAAAGAUUGGCGUAGGAUGAACGUAUCCUUCACACGUGCUCGGUCAAAGCUCAUUAUAUUUGGCUCUCGAUCGACGCUGCAAGGCACCUCACUACUCAAAGAAUUCUUUGAGCUUAUGGAGAGCAAGGGGUGGAUUCUCCGUUUGCCAGCGAACGCGCACGAGAUGCAUAUCUUGCCCGCCUGUGGAGAUUUUUCCAAAAAGCGACCAGCUGAAGAUGAUAGCUAUGAUAGCAAGGACACCGAUCAUGAGCGGAAGAGAGGCCGCAGGAUCAUUACGGUGGAUUGCGGGUUGUUGAAGGGCAGACCAAUUUUGAAAGAUCUUGCGAACGCCGUUGAGUGA
This is a messenger RNA of Fibroporia radiculosa, 3651 nucleotides long. RefSeq lists its product as uncharacterized. Gene Ontology annotation, cellular component: cytoplasm. The record is from RefSeq and is a predicted model, not a curated record. Gene Ontology annotation, molecular function: 5'-flap endonuclease activity; single-stranded DNA helicase activity. Gene Ontology annotation, biological process: replication fork reversal. Bases 1 to 3651 code for a protein of 1216 amino acids. Lineage: Eukaryota; Fungi; Basidiomycota; Agaricomycetes; Polyporales; Fibroporiaceae. The transcript has 11 exons.